AUGGACCUUGUCCCUAGGUCUCAUGCCACGCUCUCCCCGCAUUUUUGUUCUACUCCUGGGCAAUCCAUGGUUGCGAAUAUCUCCCCAUAUCCUACUCUUCCACAAAGCUGCGAACAAACCGAAAUCGUCCCAGAACACUCACCGAUAGCUAUUGGGCUUGGCAUAUUCGGUAGCCCACAAAUGUCGAUGUGCUCGUCUCGGCAAUCGAUACUCCAACAUUCUGAAGGAUGGCAACGUGGAUGCCAACCAAACAGUGCUUUCUCCCCCAUAGGGGUGAUGUCGGGACUACCUUCGUUUGAGGAGGGUCACUUAAUGCUACAAGACACCGCGCAACACCAUUCGGAUGCUUCAAUGGUUUACUCUAACCCUACACACUGCGGUAUGGCUAGUAAUGCUAUGUUCCAGCGAUAUGUACCUCAAUACAACGGCGGCUUUCACUACCCAGCGGUUCCCACUAUGAGGCAAGAACAUCACUCAAUUAUAAUGCAACAGCGGCAGAGGCAGGUUAACUGCUCGGGUCCUCAGGACUUGGAACAAAAUACCGGCGCUCACCCUUUUGAGUUGGACAAUAACGCGGAGAAUCAAAGCGUAGAGAAUAAUAACAUGCAAAGACCCGCAACAAAUAACAAGACUCCUCGGGCCCCUUUACGGUCGUCACGCUCACAUGCGACAGUGUCUCAAGUAGACCAAGCAAGGAGUCAACCAUUCGGUGUUAGGAAACAGUCAAAGAGAAGAGCCAGUGGAACCGACACGAAGUUUGAGUGUGAGAAAUGCGGGAUGCGUUUUACCAGGAAUUCUAAUUGCAAAUCGCAUAUGAAAAUCCAUGAUCCGAAUCGAAAAUUGCCUUUUAAAUGCACUUCACCCGGGUGCACCAAAAAGUUCGGCCGAAAAACUGACCUUACUAGACACGAAGAUAGUGUUCAUAAGAAACUACGGCAAUUUGGUUGUGAUCAGUGUGGCCAUCGGUUUGCGCGACAGGACACUCUGCGAAGGCAUUGCGAAGAUGGAUGCAGAAGACGGAAUCGUCAAGCUCAACGUACGGCCAAAAGCGUGCCAACAAUGCCCCAGCAAGCCCCGGCAUUUCAAUCUCCAUCCAUCCUAUAUCCCGACCAAACGAGUACAUACCCUGAGGCUGAGGACCAGCAAAAACUAAAUGCGUCCUUUCUUUCUCCAUACCUCGAUGAUACCACUAAUGCAUUUCACCAAUACCUAUGA
Molecule: messenger RNA, 1215 nt
Organism: Histoplasma capsulatum G186AR
Lineage: Eukaryota; Fungi; Ascomycota; Eurotiomycetes; Onygenales; Ajellomycetaceae
Exons: 3
Coding region: 1-1215 (404 amino acids)
Biological process (GO): regulation of transcription by RNA polymerase II
Molecular function (GO): RNA polymerase II cis-regulatory region sequence-specific DNA binding; DNA-binding transcription factor activity
Source: RefSeq, a predicted model, not a curated record